UAAUGAAAAAUGUUUAGUGGCAUUUUGUGGUACUUUAUUGUGAAUUGAUAAUUUUGCCAAGUAGUAGCCACAGUGAUUCAGAUGGUUAGUUUAACCUCCUAAGAACCAAAAUAGUUUAUUAAAAUGGUAACACCAUCUCCUCAAGACCCUGCUAUUUAAAAAAAAAGCCAAGUUUUUGCAGCGUUUUGGAGAGCGAGGCUGUGCCUGGAGCUGAAGAAAUGCGAGCACAGCCGUGCACUCGUGUCCGUGUUCGUCUCGCAGUGAGCAUGCAGGCGAUGCGUGUACGCGCCUGGCGGGUGGGUCUCCGACCCGGGUGCCACCUUGUCGGACCUGCAGACUUCACGACCGAGGGGGACCCCGCCGUUCCCCGAGCUGCGUCGCGAGGCCCGGCUGGCCCAGGAAAUCCCAACAGCGGUUCUCCAGGAAGCAAAUCUAGAUUAAUCCAUCUACGCACACAUUAAGUCAAAUAAACCGUUUUGAUUUCAUGAACUGGUCACGCUAGGUGACUGAAUUUGGCGUUUAUGGUGGUUGUGUAGGGGAGCGCUGCUUUGAAGCCAGUGGUGGGAGGAGGAAGGACCCAGAUGUGGCGUCUAUGCAGCCUGGAUUCAAAUCCAGGCCUCCCCCCGCAUAACCAUCCUUUCUGUGCUCAACUACGCCAGGAAAUUCAAGGCCUGGGCCCGGACCACCCCACGCCGCCGCCUCUCAGCCCAGACCCCGCGAUCCGGGCGACUCUGAGCCCAGGCGAUGGGGGCCCGUUGCCCCUGCUGAGCCCCGUCCUGAGCGACGCCAGAGGGGCCGGGACCCCCAAAGAGGAGGAGACAGAGCGCCAGGUGGGCUGCCCCAGCGACCCUCCCGGGACCCCCUUCCUGAGACCCGGGGUUGCUGCUCGGGGUCCUUUGGGCCAAGACAAAGUUACUUGAGUUCAGUCGCCGGUGGCUCACCUCGUGGGGAUGGGCCCUGGGGAGCCGCGGCCCCAGGGAGAAGGGGGGAGGACACAAG
Messenger RNA from Choloepus didactylus (southern two-toed sloth), 999 nucleotides. Its product is annotated as FERM, ARHGEF and pleckstrin domain-containing protein 2-like. NCBI's taxonomy places the organism in Eukaryota, Metazoa, Chordata, Mammalia, Pilosa, Megalonychidae. Bases 582 to 920 code for a protein of 112 amino acids. The record is from RefSeq and is a predicted model, not a curated record. The transcript has 2 exons.